This is a messenger RNA of Dioscorea cayenensis subsp. rotundata (Guinea yam), 986 nucleotides long. Its product is annotated as auxin-responsive protein SAUR36-like. Bases 394 to 897 code for a protein of 167 amino acids. NCBI's taxonomy places the organism in Eukaryota, Viridiplantae, Streptophyta, Magnoliopsida, Dioscoreales, Dioscoreaceae. The record is from RefSeq and is a predicted model, not a curated record. The transcript has a single exon. Gene Ontology annotation, biological process: response to auxin.
UCUCUAUCUCGGUUUCGCUUACAACAACCAACCCUUCUUCUUCUUCUCUGCUACUCCUCUGAAUCCAAAGAGACAUCAAAGAAUCAUCUUUUUCAAGCUUCUCUUCUCUCUAUUUCCAUUCAAUCGCCAAGAGAGAAGCUCAAAGCUGCUAUCUUUGCACCCCUUCUUCUCCAUCUCCCAAGCCACAAAGAUCCCCCUAUCCCUUGGGGAGGAUGUCCAACCUCCCCUCUUCUAUCUCUAACGUCUCCCUCUUCAUCUCCUUCCUCACUCUGUCCAUUGCCGACCUCUGGCCCUUUUCCUAAGCUCCAGCAAACCCUUUUCCUUUUCCUCUCCAUCACAACAUCUCCUUUUUCUAGGUUUAUAGCUCUAAUUCCACCGAUUCGUCAAGGAUCGAUGAAAACAAAAAGAGGGUUUCGUCUUGGCCGUCGCCUGAUCAGAGUAUGGAGAUGCGUACUCCUCCGCCGCCCAAAUCGAUACCAACGCCUCGACUCCACGACCCCCAAACCCUCAAAACCGCGUCUCUUCGACUGGGCUCGCCGGUUCUUUGCCUGCAGCGGUGGCGGCGGCGGAGGAGGAAGAACAGAUUACCGGCGGAUAGAGACGUCCUGCACCGGCGAAAAACCACCGCCGAGAGGGCAUUUGGCGGUGUACGUGGGUAGUGGAGUGAAAGGCGGCGGGCAAAGAGGACAAGAAGAAGAUGGAUCAGGAUCGAAGCGGUACGUUGUGCCGGUGAUAUACUUUAACCAUCCAUUGUUUGGGGAGUUGUUAAGAGAAGCGGAGGAGGAGUUUGGUUAUGAGCACCCGGGUGGGAUCACGAUACCGUGUCCCGUAGCCACCUUCGAGAGGGUACGUACCCGUAUCAUUGCUGAGUCCACCAAACCUCAACUCUUCCACUGAUUUUCAUCUUUGUUUGUUUAAUAUGUAUAUUAUAUAUAUAUAUAUAUAUAUAUAUGAUUAGUUUAUAGUGAGAAAUUGGAACCAAUCUU